AAACGCGGUCCCAUUAUCCCCCAAUAUAUCCCCUCUCUGCAGGGUUCCAAAGCACACCACCUCGUCUCAUUCCCUCUCUUUCUCUUCUUCUCUCCCAAGUUUCUCACUUUUUGCUGCAUUCUCAAUUCACUCUCCAAUUCCUUCGUGGGUCCGAACCCAAUUUGGAUUUUCUUUUCUGGUGUUUUUCCAAUUUGAAGUGCUACACUUUCCCUUUCUGAGUUAGAUUCCACUUUCUGGGAAAUGGGUCUGUGAAAUUUUCCCUGGCUUUCAAACUGAAGCGAUUAAAGUUUUCAAAUUGGAAAGAAAAACUCAAACUUUUUGAUCCAAUUUUAGAUUUUGACAACUGGGUCUGUGAAACUGUGUUGGGUGUAGUUUAUAGAAAGAAAGAGAGAGAGAGAGAGUAAAAGGGUUGUGUGUGAUCCUGUUGUGUAUGUGAGAAUGCGCACUACCGCAGAAUACCAAGGUUCUGUUCUGAAUCUUCGUGGAGUUCAGAUUCACUCCAUGGAAGGUUCAAGCAUGGAACAAGAACUUGAUAUGUUUCAGAGACAAGUAACUGAACGAUUCUUGGUGCUAUCUUCUGUUGGGAGUGAAGAAUUGCUUUCACUCUCAUGGGUGAGGAAGCUCCUUGAUUCGUUCCUUUGUUGCCAAGAGGAGUUCAGGGUGAUUCUCCAGAAGCACAAGGAACAUGUGUUGAAAACCCCUUUAGAUCGCAUGGUGGCUGAGUUUUUUGAGCGGAGUGUGAAGGCACUUGAUGUGUGCAACGCGAUCCGUGAUGGGGUUGAACAGAUUAGGCAAUGGCAGAAGCAGUUGGAGAUUGUUCUUUGUGCAUUGGACCACAAGAGGAGCAUUGGUGAAGGCCAAUUUCGCCGUGCCAAGAAGGCACUUGUUGAUUUGGCCAUUGCCAUGCUUGAUGAUAAGGACUCUAAUAGUUCUAUAGCGCAUAGAAACAGGUCAUUUGGUAGAAACAAUGGUUCCAAGGAUCAUCACCAUAAUAACCAUCAAAGCAAUAGCUUUAGUCAUUUUAGAUCACUUUCUUGGAGUGUGUCAAGGAAUUGGUCUGCUGCUAGGCAGCUCCAAGCAAUUGGGAACAACUUGGUUCCUCCUAAGACUAAUGAUCUUGUGGCCACUAACGGCCUUGCAUUGCCUGUUUAUACAAUGAGUUGCAUCCUGGUUUUUGUGAUUUGGGCCCUUGUGGCUGCAAUUCCCUGCCAGGACCGCGGGUUGCACCUCCAUUUUUCGGUUUCACGGCAGUUUUCGUGGGCUGCCCCGGUGACCUCGCUCCACGAGCGGAUCUUGGAGGAGUCCAAGAAGAGGGAGAGGAAGAACUCUUGUGGCUUGUUGAGGGAGAUUCAGAAGAUUGAGAAGUGUGCUAGGGUGAUCAAUGAGUUGGCUGAUUCAGUGCAGUUUCCUUUGAGUGAGGAGAAAGGAGAGGAGAUUAGGCUCAGAGUGCAAGAUGUUUCGCGUGUUUGCGAAGCAUUGAAGGAUGGAUUGGACCCUUUGGAACGCCAAGUUAGGGAGGUGUUCCAUAGAAUUGUGCGAAGCCGAACUGAGGGGCUUGACUCUCAUGGUCGAGGGUAAAAGCAUAAUUUGUUUGUUGAUGCUUAACAUAGCCUGAUUUUGCUUCCAAAGAUAACUGAAUUUUGGGAAGAACCAAAAGAACAAGAAGUACAAAGAGAGAAUGGUGAUUUGAAUUAAGGAUCAUGAUAACAAUAUGGUAAGUUAAUGGGAGGAUUUUGGUAUCUUUAAACCACACAGAAUGUAUAGGGUUUAGGAUAUUUGAAAUGGACCUUUGUGGUCUAUGCUGUUUGAUUUUCUCCCUUUUUUUUAGUGUUGUGAUGUGGCUUAUUGUAUAAUCAAUUUUCUGUGUUUUUGCUGCAUCCUCAUUAUAGCUGAUUUUGUUCUUGAUGAGUAUGUGUAAUUCAAUACAUUUUCCCUAUGUAGCUCCUUCAGCAUGCAGUUGCUGUUAUUGCAGCCACUGCCUCCAGAUUGCAACCAUUGUGAAAAGAAUUUUUUUAAUGUUUACAUAAAUGUAAACAAUUUCUAUUAUUGUAAUGAAUAAUUUUAAAUCCUCCUAUUCUU
Molecule: messenger RNA, 2079 nt
Organism: Abrus precatorius (Indian licorice)
Lineage: Eukaryota; Viridiplantae; Streptophyta; Magnoliopsida; Fabales; Fabaceae
Exons: 1
Coding region: 439-1578 (379 amino acids)
Source: RefSeq, a predicted model, not a curated record